This is a messenger RNA of Chondrus crispus (carragheen), 330 nucleotides long. RefSeq lists its product as hypothetical. Bases 1 to 330 code for a protein of 109 amino acids. The record is from RefSeq and is a predicted model, not a curated record. NCBI's taxonomy places the organism in Eukaryota, Rhodophyta, Florideophyceae, Gigartinales, Gigartinaceae. The transcript has a single exon. Gene Ontology annotation, cellular component: histone acetyltransferase complex.
AUGCUGGCGCGCACCGCGGCGUCGCUCGAGCGGAAGGUGGAGGCCGUGGAGCGCGACAUCGGCGCGAUGGAGGAGGAGUACAUCACGAGCACGUGGGCGCAUGGUAACGUGUUGAGGGGCUGGGACGGGUUUGUCAGAAGGGUGGAUAGGGGCAAGCAGAUGAAGGGUGGUGGGAGUGGCACGGCGACUGGUGCGCCAAAGUAUAGGAAGUCUAGGCCUAGCGAUAGGAUCUUUAGCCUGAGCUCCGCGACUAGCAAGUUUCGAAGGGAGAAUCCGGACGUACAGAUUCAGAAGCGACCGCCGGACAAGAAGAAGAAGAAGAAGCGGUAA